This is a messenger RNA of Arctia plantaginis, 2256 nucleotides long. Lineage: Eukaryota; Metazoa; Arthropoda; Insecta; Lepidoptera; Erebidae. The record is from the annotation of a GenBank genome assembly.
AUGGAACAAAAUUGGGAACCAGUUUCUUUAAGACAUACUAGAACUCCAAAAAAUAAGGAGCUUGCUUUAGAUGGAGCUGUGAGAGAAUCGUUGCUGUCAGAAUCAACCUCGGGUAUCUGUAAAGGUGAGGAGGAUGAUACUACCAGCGAAGGUACAGCUUCCUUUUCCAGUGCCGACAUAGAAAUUAGUCAAAGAGAUCGCCUUAUGACAGUGUGUACCAAUAAGCUGGAAAUAAAACCUAAGCCCGAAAUAAAUGAUACAGCAAAGAAAAAUGUUCAAGUGACAAUCACAGAGAAUCCAGCUGAUAUCGAAAAGUGUGAUGAUGAAAACGAGAAAGGUGGAAUAGGAAUACCUGAUGGUGGAUGGGGAUGGGUUGUAGUCAUAUCUUCUUUCAUAAUAUCCAUGAUUGCUGAUGGGAUUAGUUUCUCGUUUGGUUUACUGUAUAUCGAAUUUUUAGAAGAGUUUCAAGCCAGUAAGUCUACGACAGCUUGGAUCGGCAGUCUUUUCAUUGCUGUACCUCUGUUGUCUGGACCAGUUAUGAGUGCUUUGGUUGACAGAUACGGAUGUCGCAGUAUGACUAUUCUCGGCGGUAUUAUUUCGACUUUGGGAUUUGUUUUGGCAUCGAUUUCUACUACCAUAGAAAUGAUGAUGAUAACUUUUGGCGUUAUCGCUGGCGUCGGCCUUGGCUUAGUAUACGUUACAGCAGUUGUAGCUAUAGCAUAUUGGUUUGAAAAGAAACGAAAUUUGGCACUUGGUUUAGGGGCGUGCGGUACAGGGGUCGGCACCUUCAUUUACGCGCCCUUGACCCAGUAUUUGAUUGAAGAAUAUGGCUGGAGAGGAACAAUUCUCUUGUUGUCUGGAACACUCUUAAACCUGUGCGUUUGUGGAUGUGUUAUGCGAGAUCCAGAAUGGUGGACCUUGGAGCAAGAAAGACAAAAGAACGACAGUGAUGAGGGUAAACUAAAAAGGACGACGGCUAAAGAUGAUGACAAGUCUGCUAGUUCAGCUUCAAUUUCUAAUCCUUGCGUAGUUGAUUUUGAUGCUCUAACUCGAGGAAAAAGUAUGGGAGGUUUGAUAAGAAGUGGCGUUUCUCCGGAGAAGGUAUCUAUGUCGACUUUAGAUAAUCUUGUGAAAGAAACAAGCAAACAGUUUGCAAUAUCAAUUAAGUAUCCUUCAUUUGCCAUAAACCAUACCAAAACAUGUGUACCAAAAGAACCAAGUGUUGAAAGCAACGAUCCACCUGUAGUCAAAUAUUUAAAGAAUGCUGUUCAAAGAACCAAUUCCGAAAGAUAUGAGAAUAAAGAAAAGACUACAGACAAGUAUGAGCUAAAGACUCCCCAAAAUAUAAUAAACGAUUAUAAAUCAGACGACAAAGACGAUAAAGGAGCGAUAAAAAAUGAUACUAAGGUGAACAAAAGAGAUUGGUUGAAGAAGCAGUUAUCGGUGAAUCAUCACUAUUUGAAAGACCUAAAGAUGCCUUUAAACUCUAUAAGUCAUAGAAAUGCUAUGUUAAACAUAAAAAGAUAUAGAUUGAAAGCUUCGUCCUGCCCAGAUAUUUUUAAGAAUUCAAUGAUCACUAUUGAUGACAAGGAAGAGAAUUGGUACGACGACUGCGUAAGCUGCCUCUCUGAUAUGUUCAACGUCUCCUUAUUUACAAAAAUGACUUUCAACUUCCUCUGUAUGGGCACCAUUAUUCUCUUCGUCUGGUUCAUUGUGCCGUACUUCUAUCUCGCUGAAUACAUGGUGGAGAAGGGUUACAGUGAGGAUGAUGGGGCUGUUAUCCUCAGCUUGAUUGGAAUUACCAACACUAUUGGGAUGGUCGGACUCGGUUGGAUCGGAGACUUACCGAACGUUUCGAUCGGUGGACUCUACGCUAUCUGUUUGGUUAUGUCAGGAGCUUCCGUAGCAGCCAUACCACCAGCUGCUGCGACCAAUUAUUGGCUUUUAGCCUCUGCUGCUGCUGCAUUUGGGUUGUUUUUCGCAGCAUCAUACACUUUUACACCAAGUCUACUAGUCAAAUUGGUGUCGUUAGAUGAUUUUACAUCGGCAUACGGAUUGGUGCUGCUCGCUCAAGGGAUCGGACACUUGAUCGGACCUCCAUUAUCUGGGUUUAUCUAUGAUGUGACGUAUUCGUGGGAGCUUUCGUUUUAUCUGGCUGGCGGUUGGAUCAUCAUCUCCGGGGCACUGAUAUCACUCAUACAGCCUAUCAGAGCUUAUCAGAAGAGGCGUGAAGCUGAAAAUACCAAUAUACCUUAA